AUGGAACCACAGAACGUCCUCCAAGCCCUGGCUGUGUCCGCCUUCAUGCAGUUGGCAUCAGCUUGGACAGUGAAUAACUUCCUGAUGACUGGCCCAAAGGUGUCUCUGGGUUAUCUCAGCAGCGUGCGGGCAGGCGCACAGAAUGGAAUGAAGGAGUGCAAACACCAAUUCGUUUUGGAGAGGUGGAACUGUCCAGAGAGCACGCUCCAGUUAUCCACACACAACGGCCUACGAAGUGCCACAAGGGAGACAUCUUUUGUCCACGCUAUCAGCGCAGCCGGGGUGAUGUACACACUCACCAAGAACUGCAGUUUGGGAGACUUUGACAACUGCGGCUGCGAUGACUCCAGGACUGGUCAGACAGGUGGUAGAGGGUGGAUUUGGGGAGGCUGCAGUGACAAUGUUGCGUUUGGAGAAAAGCUCUCCAGACACUUCGUGGACGGGCUGGAAAAUGGACAGGAUGCACGCGCAGCAGUCAACCUCCACAACAACGAGGCGGGCAGGCUGGCAGUCAAAGCCACCAUGAGGAGAAGCUGUAAAUGUCACGGGGUGUCAGGGAGCUGCACCAUCCAGACUUGCUGGAUGCAACUGGCCGGCUUCGGAGAGGUGGGAAACCUCCUGAAGAUGAAGCACAAACACGCCAGGAAGCUGGAGCUGGAUAAGAAGCCGGCGAGGGCCGGGAACAGCGCGCACAGCAGAGCGGCCACAGCGCUCGCGCUCCGGAGCAUCUCGCGAACGGAGCUUGUUUACCUGGAGGACUCUCCAAACUACUGCGUGAAGAACCAGAGCCUGGGGGUGCAGGGCACUGAGGGGCGGGAGUGUCUUAGGGGCGACAGGACCAACGCGUCGCAGUGGGAGAGGAGGAGCUGCAGCAGGCUGUGCCAGCAGUGCGGCCUGGGAGUGGACAGGAAGCGCACCGAGGUCGCCAGCAGCUGCAACUGCAAGUUCUACUGGUGCUGCACCGUCAAGUGCGACAAAUGCGCACAGGUGGUCACCAAAUAUUACUGCGCGCGCGCGCAAAAAAGGCAGCAACAUAUGUGGAAGCAGCUGGUGCGCCAGGACUGA
This is a messenger RNA of Nematolebias whitei (Rio pearlfish), 1065 nucleotides long. Its product is annotated as protein Wnt-8-like. Gene Ontology annotation, biological process: multicellular organism development; cell fate commitment; neuron differentiation. Gene Ontology annotation, molecular function: cytokine activity; frizzled binding. The transcript is spliced from 6 exons. The record is from RefSeq and is a predicted model, not a curated record. Bases 1 to 1065 code for a protein of 354 amino acids. NCBI's taxonomy places the organism in Eukaryota, Metazoa, Chordata, Actinopteri, Cyprinodontiformes, Rivulidae. Gene Ontology annotation, cellular component: extracellular region.